This is a messenger RNA of Psammomys obesus (fat sand rat), 5099 nucleotides long. RefSeq names its product family with sequence similarity 171 member B (gene Fam171b). NCBI's taxonomy places the organism in Eukaryota, Metazoa, Chordata, Mammalia, Rodentia, Muridae. The transcript has 8 exons. The record is from RefSeq and is a predicted model, not a curated record. The coding region runs from base 71 to 2257 and encodes 728 amino acids.
CGAGGAGGCGCAGGAGAGGCCGGAGCCGCCGGGGGCGUCCCCCACUUGGCUGGAUCCAGUGUCUGUAUUCAUGCUAAAAGUCCAGGUGAAUGACGUCAUCAGUCGCCAGUACCUGAGUCAGGCAGUUGUGGAGGUAUUUGUCAACUACACGAAGACAAAUUCCACAGUAACUAGGAACAAUGGAGCAGUAUUGAUAAAAGUGCCCUACCAAUCAGGACUCAGCUUAACCAUCAUUGCUUACAAAGAGGGCUACGUCUUGACGCCUCUGCCGUGGAAAACCGGAAGGAUGCCAAUAUAUUCUUCAGUUACGCUUUCACUGUUCCCGCAAAGCCAAGCAAACAUAUGGCUCUUUGAAGAUACGGUUUUGAUUACUGGAAAACUAGCUGAUGCCAAAUCUCAACCAAGUGUUCAGUUCUCAAAAGCCUUCAUUAAACUUCCUGACAACCAUCAUAUUAGCAACGUGACUGGCUAUCUAACAGUUCUGCAACAGUUUUUAAAGAUGGACAAUUUUCUGUAUACGGCUGGAAUCACUCUUAACAAACCAGGCUUGGAAAACAUCGAGUUGACCCCUCUUGCUGCCAUAUGUGUGAAAAUAUAUUCUGGAGGAAAAGAAUUAAAGGUGGAUGGCUCCAUCCAUGUUUCUCUUCCUCUUCUACCCACAAACAGUGUAAACAUGGGCGAUCGACUACCUGCUUGGACGUUUGAUAUGAACACAGGUGCGUGGGUGCAUCAUGGCUGGGGAACAGUCAAGCAGCACAACAGUCAUUUGAUUUGGACCUAUGACGCACCACAUUUGGGCUACUGGAUAGCAGCGCCAUUCCCAGGAGCUAGAGGCUCAGGCAUCCAUGAAGAUUCCAGAGACAUAACUGCCUACCACACAGCGUUCCUCACAGCCAUCUUAGGCGGAACCAUGGUCAUCACCGUUGGAUUUUUCGCUGUGCUGCUUUGUUACUGCAGGGGGAAGUGUGGGACGCCACAGAAAAGAGAAAGAAAUAUCACUAAGCUCGAGAUCCUCAAGAGAGACCAGACGACAUCCACGACACACAUAAAUCAUAUCAGUUCAGUCAAAGUUGCCUUAAAGGCUGAGGGCAAGCCGCAGCUCUUUAACGCCAAAACCUCCUCCUACAGCCCCCAGAAAAAGGAAGCCGCGAAGAUGGAGGCAGAAGAGAGAAUUUCUAUGGUGAAAACUCGAGACAAUUUUAAAAUCUACAACGAAGACGUUUCCUUUCUGCCUGUCAAUCACAGUAGUUACUCAAGAAACCCAGCGCAGUCUUUGGAGCCAAGCGCGGGGAGCAAACAACCUAAGCACGUCAAGAGCGCGCUGUCCCCACCGCUGGGGGACGCCGGCGAGGAGGAGCGGUACCCGGCGGGGGCCGAGGAGGCCUACGGGCGCUCCCGCCUCCCCGAGCAGCUCCUGCACCUCUACAGCCAGCCCAUCGCCAUCCUCCAGACGUCGGAGCUCUUCGCCGCCCCGGAGCCGCUGCACGGCGCCAGGUCCGCCACGCUGCCCAGGAAGGGGCAGCUCGUGUACGGCCAGCUGGCGGAGCCCGGCGGCAGGGACAGCUUCGCGCAGACGCUGCCCAAAAUGCCCGCGCACUCUCACGCGCAGGCCGCGGACGCCGGCGAGGGGGACCUCGCGCUCCCAGGUCAGCAGGGCCUGCCGCCCCAGGCCGCGGACUGGGGCCGCUACUCCACCAGCCUGCUGGAGUCGGUGUCUGUCCCCGGCACGCUCAACCAGGCCGUGGUGAUGACGCCCUUCUCGUCGGAACUGCAGGGCAUUUCGGAGCAGACCCUCCUGGAGCUGUCCAAGGGCAAGCCCUCGCCGCACCCCAGGGCGUGGUUCGUGUCUCUGGACGGAAAGCCCGUGGCGCAGGUGAGGCACUCCUUCAUCGACCUGAAGAAGGGCAGGAGGACGCAGAGCAACGACACGAGUCUGGACUCCGGGGUGGACAUGAACGAGCACCACUCAAGCCGGAAGCUGGAGAGGGAGAAGACGUUCAUCAAGAGCGCGCCGCAGCCCAAGACCCUCUACCUGGAAGACCUGGACCUGAGCAGCAGCGAGAGCGGGACCACCGUCUGCUCGCCCGAGGACCCCGCCCUCAGGCACAUCCUGGACGGAGGCAGCGCCGUGGAAGACGCCGACGCCAACACGUCUCCCACCAGAAAAAGAGGCCGGCCGCCACCGCUCGCCCAAAGGGACGGCAAGACUAACAUCUGGAAGAAACGCGAGGAGCGCCCGCUGAUCCCCAUGAGCUAGUCGCGGGCGCGGGCGUCUGUGUCGUCUCAGGCUGCGCGUCCCUCUGGUGGACUGCAGUCCGGGCUUCUUCCAACGCUAAGACUGAGCCAUCUCGUGGGCCUUAGCCGCUUCUCAAGCAACGUAGACGGUAAAACAAUAGUCAGAAAUCAGACAUGCUUCCUCUGGCCUGUUCUUUUCGUUGUUUUUGUUUGUUUGUUUUGUUUUGGGUGGGUUUUUGUUUUGUUUUGUUUUGUUUUUGAGUGAUGAGGACAUUCAAGUUUUUAAAAUGUAACAUAAUGUAAAGAUGCUCCCUGAAAACGCUGCUCCGCUUGCCGGUUGGUACUGAUUCUGAGAAUACCGUUGCGAAAAGUGAGGUGAAGUUGCCUUCCGAGAUGGUGCCUGGGUCUCCUGGAGCCUUAGAAAGGCAGGCGUCCUCCACAGGCCUCCUCCUCAGGCGUGUGACCGCGGUGUCCUCUCCUGCCUCUGCUGAAACACAGCUUGGUUAGCGCGAGGGUGGACAGUGAAGGCCAAACAGCGCUUUUUUAAAGGGUAAAGGCUUGUGCACUGCCGUUCCCGAAGAGAGCCCUGCGGCGCGGGCGGGAAGCCCCAGCCGACUAGAGCAGGAGACCCGGAUUCGAAUGAUGUGGGGAUGUGGGUGUACAGAGUAAAUACGGUAUUGACCUGUUUUGCAGAAAUUCGAGAAAUGGAAACUCUGGUCUUGUCUAUUUUCGAAUGAAGUGACCUUAGUUGCCCGCUGAAAGGAGGCCCUGAGUUUAAGGUUCACUGACCCGUAUAGGCUAAAACUGGCUUUUAAUACAUUUUUCCGAAAUUCAAAUUUGGUCGUUUAGAGACUUUCAAAUUUGAUGUAAAAAUACAGAAAUUUCUUGUGAAUGCCAAACAGUGAAAAGACUGUGUGGAGAAAAAGGAAAUGAGUAUUUGGAUAGGAAAGGAAAGGCCGAUUUCCUGAUAUUCAAAAAAAAUCUCCAGCGUAUGAGUUACAUUUCUAAAUCUUGACACUUGUAAAAGAUGUUUGAGGGGAGGUUUUCCUCGCCCCCGUGUCCCUGCAGCCUCAUGUUUCAGGCUUUUAUCGCUGUCCUUCUCCCAGUCUGAACCCAGGAGCUGUUUUCAGUUGUAUGUCCUCAAUUCUCCUGAAAAUAAAAGCUCUUCAAUACAACCAACCAUCCUGUUCUACUUAAAACUUUUCACGAGGACACAUUUGUGCAGCAGCUUCCCCUUUCCUUUGGUGGGAAGAGAUGGUUCUUCUCAUCCCAAAUGUAAGAGCUGCAGAGAUUCAAGCCACCUGAACAAGUGUGAGGAAAGUAAAAUAGACGCCCCAGCUCUGUAAAGUUGUAGAGAGUUCUAUGACGGAAGUCGGCAGCUUUCCUCCCUGUAAUCACUUCUAAAAUAUCUGUUGUAACUCUCCUGGCUGUCUGAGUUUAACCCAAAGAACGCAAAGACCCUUGCCUAUGUUUCUUGUAUAUUACCUCUCUUCAUAUGUGUUUGGGUAGCACACGGGCUUACUUUGGGGGGUAGAGUGGUAAGGCUUACGUUUAGAGGAGGUUUUGUAUCGGUCUCACACAGAAACGGAUCAGGAGCAGCACGAACAAAACGGACUUGGAGAAGUUUAAGGAGUUAGCGCUCUGUGGAAGUGCCUUUGACUCGGACUUGUCAGGAGGACUGUGGACACCUUUCUUCAGUGUACAUUUUCUUAGCCAAAUUAAACAGAUGUGCAGUUAUUAAAAACAUAGGCCUAGUGUUUCAUGUUGGAACAAUGAAUUUUGCAUGUAACAUUCUCUUUUGCGUGCUGUUUUUUGGAUCCACAAUAUAUUGUUAAAUUGCUUGUCUUGGGAUGAGGUCGGGAACGCUAUUGUAAAAUGCUGCACCUCCUCAGCACCUUAAGUGGAUAUUCUCAGCUUUAAAAACGGCUCGCGUUUCCACUGGGCAGACAGGAGUUGUAGCACCCAGUAUGCCAGUGACUCCACUCAUUCUCGUCUAAGGGGAAUGAGGUGAUGUAACCGAAGGGCUGUGUAGAACUUAAGUUUCACAAAAUACUCAACAACACCGCAAGGCUGCUUUUGAUUGAGAAUGAUAGACAGUUUAUCUUUUCUAAUCGGAAGACUGAGACUUAUUGUGAGCAGGCCAGUUUCCUGGUAAGGAGCUGAAGCCAUCUACUUUUUCUUAACCCCAGUGACACAUCAACACUACUCACUACUUUCUUAAAUUUUUAAAUCGAAAGCCAAUGCAUACUUUUGCAUACGAAAACUAGAGAAUUUUGAUUAUAAUUGUUGACAUUUAUGGCUCUUUUGUACAUAGUCCAGAUAUAACUUGAAGGCAGAGCUGUCAACUAGCUGAUGGAUUCAUUUACAAAAAGCACAGCUUUGUGCAGUUUUGGAUACACGUGACCUUGAAACUUUAUAAAACCCAUUUCUAUGACUUUCCACAGUUGAGUAGGGGUCAUUUAUAGUGUGCCACAGUGUGCCACGAAGAUCGCUAACGCUGAGGAAUAACAGCUCGGCUUUGCUUUGGCAAUUACUCUCAGGCCAGUUUCUGUGUAUGUGGAUCCUCUGCUGUCGAUAUAUUAUAGGGUUUUAGAGAUUUGGGGGUCAAAUAUUGUCCUCCCAAACUUCCAGAAAGGUGAUGCUCAAAGCUCCACGUUCAUUUCUACAGCUGAGUUACCCGCUGGAGAUCUAGAGUUGAUAUCUUGCCCUCUUGUUCCCAGGUGUUUCUGUUAUUUUCCUUUGUAUUCUUUCAUCAGAGAAAUCUCAUGUUUUGGUGUAUUUAUUGCUGUUAUUGUAUUUCUUGAACAGUCUGAAGAUUUGUAAAAUGUUACAAACAGUUCUUUAAGGAUAAUAAAAUCAAUCUA